AUGGCUGUGCCUACUAUCACAGUCUCCCUUCCCAAAGCUACCCCUGGAUCUCCCACGACCCGGGCUGUCACAACCCCCGUCGAAUGGGAUCGAAAGACUAAACCUUCAAGCACUGCCGCUAUCAUCAAGUCCGAGAUCGCGGGCUUGGAUGAGUUUGCAGAAUCUGACGGAAAUGCACCCACGACCAACAAGUUCCAAGAUAUUAUCAACCCUCCGCCAAAUGUACUGAACGUAACGCUGGCGGAAGACCAUGGUGAACAAAGCCCAGCGGAACCCUCGGUCUCGAUGGUUAGAGACCAUCAAGACCAGAACUCCCGGCGCUACAACCAAGGAUAG
Fusarium mangiferae is the source of this 336-nucleotide messenger RNA. RefSeq lists its product as uncharacterized. The transcript is spliced from 2 exons. Lineage: Eukaryota; Fungi; Ascomycota; Sordariomycetes; Hypocreales; Nectriaceae. The record is from RefSeq and is a predicted model, not a curated record. Bases 1 to 336 code for a protein of 111 amino acids.